AUGCUCGUCACUCUGCGGCACUCGUCCGCAGGCCUCGGCGCCGCUGCAUACCUGCCCCGAGCAGCCGGCUGCAGUGGAAGCCCCGCCCUGCUGCUUCGCGUCCGCUCGCAGUCCAUCAGCGCCGUUCGCCCUCCGGUCAAGACCCAGGUCCGCGCAAACUCUUCUUCGACGCGUCCUCCCUCCAGGCCCAAGCCCGAGAAGCAAGAAGCAAGCGACACCACCGACGGCACACUCAAGAAGAAGGAAGCUGCCGCCGGAGGCAAGGAGUCGUUGAGGAGCAAGGUGAAGCGCGCGUGGAGGACGCCGACCAAAUGGUUCCCCAUCCCCAUCGCCCUCGGUGCCCUCGUCCUCGUCGCCGUUCAGUACCGCAAGCAACGCAAGGAGCCAGAGGUCGUGUCCCAGCGUGAGGGCGGUGCCGUCCUCAAGCCCUCCAUCGAUGGCCCAUGGCAGGUCCGUAUCAUGGGUGCGCUCCCUCUGCGCAGCAUGUCGCAGCUGUGGGGCUACCUCAACUCGCUCGUCCUCCCUGUCUGGUUCCGUCCCUAUGGCUUCAAGCUCUACUCGUACAUUUUCGGCUGUAACCUCGACGAGUGUGUACCGGAAGAUCUAACGCAAUACGAUUCACUGGGAGAGUUCUUUUACCGUGAACUGAAGCCCAACGCCCGCCCCAUUGCCGACGCCGAGCUUGUGUCGCCGGCCGACGGUCGUGUGCUGCACCUCGGUUCCAUUGUUGGCUCAAAGGUGGAGCAGGUCAAGGGCAUCACAUACUCUCUCGAGGCUCUGCUCGGUACCGAGGGCCAGGCGGUCCACACCAAGCAGAUUGACAGGCAAGCCGCUUCGUCGUCUGUUGGUGGCGGCGAGACCCCCGUGGUGGACGACGAGCAUUUCGCCAACAUCAACAACAUUCCAUACUCGCUGUCGUCGCUCAUGGGCAAGGACGGCGCUGCCGAGGUCCGCGAGGACAGCACCGAGCGCGACGAGGACGAGCACGACGCCUCGGUUGCCGAUGCCCGCAAGGACUUUGCCCACGACGCAAAGGUCGCUGCCGAGAUGGGUCGCUCCGCUAUUGGCAGCGCCACCGACCGCGCCCACGAGUUUGGCACCCUCCGUCCCGACCACAAGCUCAUGUUCUGUGUCAUCUACCUCGCUCCCGGAGACUACCACCGCUUCCACUCGCCCUGCGCCUGGGUCGUCGAGCGCCGUCGUCACUUUACCGGCGACCUCUUCUCCGUUUCUCCCUACGUCGCCAACCGUCUCCGCAACCUCUUUGUCCUCAACGAACGUGUCGCCCUCCUGGGCCGCUGGAAGAACGGCUUCUUCUCCAUGGUCCCCGUGGGCGCCACCAACGUCGGCUCCAUCCUCAUCAACUUUGACGAAACCCUCCGCACCAACACCCGCACUCGCACCCACCCGGCUCACACCUUUACCGAGGCCGUCUACUCGCAGGCCUCGGUCCUCAAGGGCCAGCCGCUGCUUCCCGGAGAGGAGAUGGGCGGCUUCCGUCUGGGCUCGACCGUUGUGCUCGUCUUUGAGGCCCCCAAGAACUUCCAGUUUACGGUCAAGCCCGGAGACAAGGUGCGCGUCGGCCAGGCCCUCACCGAGGAGGAGGUGCCCACCACCGACAUUUAG
Molecule: messenger RNA, 1626 nt
Organism: Apiotrichum porosum
Lineage: Eukaryota; Fungi; Basidiomycota; Tremellomycetes; Trichosporonales; Trichosporonaceae
Gene: PSD1
Product: phosphatidylserine decarboxylase 1
Exons: 3
Coding region: 1-1626 (541 amino acids)
Biological process (GO): phosphatidylethanolamine biosynthetic process
Cellular component (GO): mitochondrion
Molecular function (GO): phosphatidylserine decarboxylase activity
Source: RefSeq, a predicted model, not a curated record